Molecule: messenger RNA, 3730 nt
Organism: Strongylocentrotus purpuratus (purple sea urchin)
Lineage: Eukaryota; Metazoa; Echinodermata; Echinoidea; Camarodonta; Strongylocentrotidae
Product: arylsulfatase J
Exons: 7
Coding region: 226-1770 (514 amino acids)
Source: RefSeq, a predicted model, not a curated record
UAUACGGAAACAAACCGCCGGCGUUAUACACAAAAACACUCCAGAGGUGGAUAUUUCGAAUUUUGGCGAUUUAAGUACUUUUGACGAAUGAAGUCAACUUUUGACAAAUGUAAUAAGGAUCGAUUUUUGGUUCCAGUGUAAAGACAGCUUAUAGAUUUCCGCCUUCAUCUAGAACCAAACAUGCGAUACUAGUUUAAUAAGUUCAAUCAUUGCAACAACAAAAACAUGGCUGUUCGGCACCUCGGUGAGUUUGUCGUGAUUGUAUACCUGACGUUGGUCACAUCUGGGUCCUCGUACGCGGAACAAUUACCCAAUGUCGUGUUCAUUCUCGCUGACGAUUACGGAUUCAACGACGUCGGCUACCAUGGUCGAUCGCAAGGGUCUGCGAUACUGACGCCGAACCUGGACAGGCUCGCAGGCGAGGGUGUUAAGCUAGAGAACUACUACGUCCAACCGAUCUGCUCUCCAACGAGGAGCCAGCUCAUGUCAGGAAGAUACCAGAUCCACACGGGUCUCCAACACGGCGUGAUCAGACAUGCCCAGCCGAACUGUCUGCCCGUGGAUGAAGUCACGCUCCCACAGAAACUCAAGGAAAAUGGAUACACCACCAACAUGGUUGGUAAAUGGCAUAUCGGCUUCUACUUGGAUGCUUGCACGCCCACCGAAAGGGGCUUCGAUUCUUUCUUUGGGUUCCUAAUAGGAGCUGAAGACCAUUACACGCGCAUGCUCUCUUGCGAGGCAUACAAUGCCAACGAUGGCAGUACCAAGACCCUAUCAGGACACGACCUACACGCGAACAAGACACCGGUCUUCGAUUACGAAGGACAGUAUUCUACCCAUCUCUUCACGAAUAAAACAGUUGAUGUCAUAGAGAGGCAUGACAAGACAAAGCCACUCUUCAUAUACCUGGCAUAUCAAGCCGUUCACGCACCUUUGCAAGUACCUGACAGCUACAUGGACCCAUACAAGAACAUAGCCGACAAAACCAGACGUACCUAUGCUGGUAUGGUAUCUUGUAUGGAUGAAGGUAUAGGAAAUGUCACACAAGCUCUCAAGGACGCUGGUCUUUACGAUAAUACCAUCAUAAUAUUCUCAACAGAUAACGGUGGACAUAUUGAUAGGGGUGGCAACAAUUGGCCACUACGGGGAAGCAAAGGAUCCAUGUGGGAAGGAGGGAUUCAUGGAGUAGGGUUCGUACACAGCCCUCUUCUACCCGAUGCAGUCAAAGGAACAGUCAAUCAUGAAUUGAUGCAUGUGAGCGACUGGCUACCGACUAUUGUAGCAGGUAUUGCAGGUGGAGCGUUGAAUGGAACCAAACCCUUAGACGGCUACAAUGUCUGGAGCUCUAUCAGUGGUACAGCUUCGUCCCCUCGAACGGAACUCUUGCACAAUAUCGACCCGAAAAAGAAGCGACCUGAGAACGAGAAAUUCGAUACAUCAAUGAGAGCUGCGCUACGCGUUGGAGACUGGAAAAUAAAGACGGGCGCAGACUAUGACGUAACCGUAUUCAACGAGUGGAUGCCGCCACCCGAAUCCGGACUCGACACGAUAUAUCCGACAGAGAAACCGAACCAAAAGGUCUGGCUCUUCAACAUAACCGCCGAUCCUCUGGAGCAAACCGAUCUUGCAGAAAAGUACCCGGGUGUGGUCGAUGAGCUUGUACAUAAAUUAGAGGAGUAUUACAAAGGUUCGGUUCCAAUGCGGUAUCCGGAUGAGGAUUUGGAAGCGGAUCCGGCUUUGCAUGGCGGUUCAUGGGGGCCAUGGAAGUAAAUCCAUAGCAAAUUUAAGCUGAAACUGCUUCGAUCGAUACUAAUAGUAGUGGUUCUUCUAGGACCCCCUCCCAUGACAUAUAUAUAAAUAUAUAUUAUAUACAUAACAUUCUUGAAAACUGUUUGAAAACUGCAGUGCAUGAAAAUGCCAGAUCCAAAGGGCAAAGAGCACACGUGCCCCCCCCCCACACACACACACACACACACACUCCAUCAAACAAUUGGGAAAUAUGGGAAGCAGACAAUGAGAAGAAGAAGAAAAAAGGGAUGGAGAAAGGGAAUGAUAAAAUGGGAAAGUAAACAGGAAGAAGACACAUAUGAAGCAUUGGCUUAUUUAAUUUGUUAGAAUUUCGUAGCACAACGGCACACCAAACUCCGCAUGACUUUUUUGUUUGUUCGUCAUAGAAUUUUCGAAAUUUCCCUCCACCCCGAGCCAAAAAAUCCUGGGUCAACUAAUGCAUCUUGCGGUAACUGUCCCCUAUUUAUACACAACGACUUACAGGACUGAGAACAAGUAAUAUUACAACAAGUAUUAUUCCUGUCUACCAUCAAUAACAAAGUUUUGAUGUAAUUAACAGCGCCAAAUUAAUCUAAUUGACCUAGACAUCACAGAGGAGUCUGUUAAAAAGAAGAGGUAAAAUAGAAUUUUAUUUGUAACUAUUAUUUCAUUUUCAAAAUUAUUGUAAGGUUUGAUUAAAACAUACUAUGAGUACCUUCUACACUCAGUUUAAACUAGAAAUAAGAGGGGAAAUUUAAUUAUUGGAGAUAUCUAAGUAUUGCUCGAUUGUGUCCUGUUCAAAUAAUGUUUCUUGAGUUCAUUUGCGUUCCACCAGAGAAUUUGAAUCAUGAGAAACUUGUUCUUUCUUUCUAAUGACAGAAUUAUUUGAAUCUACGACAGGUUUAUAUGAACAUAUGCAAUGACUGUGCCUCAUACUGAUAUGAAAUUUACAAUACUCUUGUAUUUGGUAGAACGUGUAUUCCCUGGUUAUUUUUUUUUUAAUCUGAAGUUGUUCUAAUUCACAAGAAAUAAGAUGAAUGGAGGUCUUGCCUUACAAACUAUAAGACAGUUAUAUCCAUAAUACAAAUUGAUGCAUAAUUAUUUGUAGAAAAAAAUAGGUGUAAAGUAUAUUAAUGUCUUACGUAGCAAACAAAAAAUAACCUAUGAUUUAUACAUUUCUUUUUUAGACACGGUGAUUGGACAAAUAUGGCUCCUCUUGAAUUUAAUAUUAUGUCAUAAAGUGUUUAUUUCAGACCCCUCUCAAAAUAUAGUCAAAUUCAUAAUUAUAAUACCCGAUUUUCCAACAAUUUCCAUUUAUGGUCUGUUAAGUCUAGUUAUAAAGCUAAAUCAAUACGUUAUCUAGGUCCUAAACAGUAAAAUAUGAUUCCCCAAGUAAUAACGAAAUCCCAAUACAUAUCUUCCUUUAGAAAACAAUAUACUAUCUUAUUACUAAAUAGUUAUUAAUCAUCAGUUAUUCAUAUAUUCUAUAUAUCUGAACCCCCUUUCAUUGUUUUCUUUUGCCCUCUUUGUAUAUAUAUAUAUAUAUAUAUAUAUAUAUUUGUUUUUACUUCACUUUCUCUCGUAUUAUAGAUAGUUGAAGUGUUUGUACUUUGCUUAUUUUACUUAAUGUAUUGUUGUGUGUAUUUCUGUUAUGGAUGAUCUAACUUUACAGGUUUUUGCAAACUUCGCCGAAAGCCCAGCAUAUAACCUCUGUAAAUGUAGUUAAAAUUUACUGUUACCUUGUAUACUUUGAUUUUAUAUAUUGCGAAACAAAAUUAAUUGAAUUGAAUUGAAUUGAAAGAACUUUGUUUCUUCGACAUAGCACAUUUACAAUAUGGGUCCCAUUUAUGUUAUAUUUGCAGAUUGUGAAAUCUUGUUCAUCUUCAAAAGAUAUUUCACUUAGAUUAAUCAUGUAUUAAAAUGUUGAAUUAAAUUCUAAUUUUAAAUCCUCUUGAAAAAAAAA